GUUGUAGAGAGUAGUACAUCGGUUGAAUUAUUCAAAGAUGAGACUGCUCUUUGCACUGGUCUGUAUUAUUACGCUGAUAUUAAGCUACGAUCGGUUUGUUUGGUGCAACAAAUUAUCCGCAGAGGUCGAUGUGUUUAAAGACUUCAAGAAAUGUGAAGGCGGCUACUGUGUUCCACUUAGAAUGUGCAGGAAUGGAUCGAUCCACAUUCACAACAAUUUUGAAAUACCAUUCAACGAAGAACUAAUAUAUGUGGAUCUAGACGACCAAACGGAUUCGUGCGGGGAAUUUUUGCUACAAUGCUGCGCUGUGAAAGUAGGUGUUUCUUCUAAACUGAUAGAGCAACACGUUCCUUUACUGAAGAAUGAUUCAAGUAGUGCCAUCAAAUCGCUACCACCAACCUGUGGGCUAGUGUACCGAACUUCCAGAAGUGGCACCGGGCAGUUUGGCGAAUUCCCAUGGAAUGCAGCACUGUUGAAACGUGAAACUCUUCUGGACAUCGAAAGUUCACAGUACUUCUGCGGUGGAUCCCUGAUCCACCCACAAGUCGUUCUAACGGCAGCGCACUGUGUUAAACCUUCGAUUAACGAAUUGGACACUCUGGUGGUUCGAUUAGGCGAAUGGGACAACGUAACGGAUAAUGAACCGCCGCAGCACCAGAAUCUUGGUGUUCGGAAAAUAAUUCUGCAUGAAAACUACCUGGAUCAAAUCGCUCACAACAAUUUGGCUUUGCUGAUCCUGGAUCGACGAGCUAGCCUGAACGUGCACAUCAACCCGAUCUGCUUGCCGAAUACCGGUGACAAUUUCGACGACCAGCGGUGCAUAGUUCCCGGUUGGGACAAAGAGGAGGGAAAGUUCUCGAAAGUGCCGAAAAUGAUUGAAUUACCGAUGAUACCGCGACAGAAGUGCAAUCAGCUGUUCCGAGCCAGAUUUGGUCCAUUCUUUCAUUUUCACAAAAGUUUUACGUGUGCUGGCUUGGAUAUUUGCAAGAUAGAUGGCGGUUCUCCGCUGGCAUGUCAACGUGAUGGUGCGUUUGUUCAGGCCGGGAUCAUUGCUCGUCAAAUUGGCUGCGGUAGUGCGAACGUGCCCGGAACAUACGUAAAAGUUUCUGAUUUUAUCGCCUGGAUCAAGCAGAAGAUGCAGGCCGAAGGAAUGUAGAUCAUUAUGUUUUGGGAUAAAGCAAUUAAUGUUUUUUUUUUGUGAAAAUUAAUUUGUAGAGCAUGAAUAUGAUGACUGCACAAUUUCCCGGCUAAUAUACAGCCAGUUUCUCUCGGGAUUUUUGUAGAAGUUUUUCCAGGGAUUUCUUUCAUAGUUUUUAGAUAUUUCUCGUGGAUUUCCUUGCAGGAUUUCUUAACUUUUUUUUUUUAUCUGUUGUAACGAGAUUUUUAGCCCUAGGCUAGUUCAUCUCGGGACCCACGCUUUACUUCCCUUCCGAAGGAAGAACCCACAUUUUGCGAGUUUGUCGGGAGUGGGAUUCGAUCCCAGGUCAUUUCUUAACUAUAUCACUUAAUAACUAUAUUCUAUUAUGUCUCAAAGACCUAAAAUAUUCUCUUAAAUUUGUUCUAGACAUGGUUAAACUAAUAGAUGCAUAAUGGUGAUUAUAAAGGUUCAUCAUUCGAUUCAAAGGACCAAAUUAUUAAUUCCCACGAAGUUUCUCUCGGGAGGUUUUCAAAGAUCUCCCUUAAAGUUUCCUAAUAUUUCCUCCAGGGAUGAAUCCCAGAACCUUUCUUUCCGAGGUGUCCCAGUUUCUCUCAUGAUUUUUUUUAGAAGUUUCGAGAAUUCUUCAAUAAUUUGACCGCUAUUUCUUCAGAUAUUUCUCCGGACUUGCUUACAAGAAAUCUCGUUAAUUAUCCCAGGAGACAAUCCGAGAAAAACUCUGAAAAAAUCCUGCUAGAACUCCGGAAGCAAUCUUGAAAGAAAUCCCAAAAGGAUCAUCUCGGGAUAAUUUCUGGUAGAGAUUCCGGGAAGAGCUCUGAGAAUAAUCCGGAGAAAAUCUGCAAUAAUAUCAGGUUCAUCACUGCAAGAAAUUAGAUAAUCAACUGCAAAGAAAAACCUUUAAAAAUAUUCGAGAAUAAAUCACGGGACGAACUCCAUGAGAAAUACCAGCAGAAGCUCCUGCAGAAGUCAUAGAAAACACUCCAAAAAAUCUUAGAAGAAAGUCCAGGAUAAAUUAUGAAAAACUCUGAGAGACUGUUACCGUUUGUAACACUAAGUCUGUGUAUUUGUGUUAAUUUGUUUAUUCUAUUUGUAAAAAAAUCUAUAUGUUGCAUGUCUCCGGAUUAUUUAUUCAAAAAUUUAAAUUAGCCUAAAGCCAUAAAAAUACCCCUACACUUAUUCACACAAACUUACCACACUGCAAUAAAAAAGCACCAAUAGAGUAGUUAUAGUUCAGUGGAAAAAGAGAAACUAAAGGGAAAAGGGAAAAAGAGAAGAUGACUAUCGAACGAUAGGGGGAUCAGGCAGCGUUGAAAGAAUGACUCGAGCUAUUUCUCGAGAGGACCUCAUUUGAAACAGUCGUUAGAAACUCUGGAAAAGUUAAGUACAAAAGUUAAUUUGAAGUGAAAAUUCAGCAAAAACCUUCUAAAGCAAUACGUAUUAGAAUCAGGUAUGAAAAGAA
Aedes albopictus (Asian tiger mosquito) is the source of this 2615-nucleotide messenger RNA. RefSeq names its product inactive CLIP domain-containing serine protease A8. NCBI's taxonomy places the organism in Eukaryota, Metazoa, Arthropoda, Insecta, Diptera, Culicidae. The record is from RefSeq and is a predicted model, not a curated record. Gene Ontology annotation, molecular function: serine-type endopeptidase activity. Gene Ontology annotation, biological process: proteolysis. The coding region runs from base 38 to 1156 and encodes 372 amino acids. The transcript is spliced from 5 exons.